AUGCAGUUUCGUUCAAUGAUUCCACUCUUCACCUUAGUAUGCUUAAUUAUUACAGCUUUUAUCAUCAAUCUAACUGAAAGUGGAACUAUUAUUGAUAAAUUACAUACAACUAAUUCGUUGACUCAAGGUGUAAGACGCACAACAUUGACUACAACACGUCAACGACAUAGACGAGAAUAUUAUAAUAAUGAUAACAAACCGAAUGACGAUGGUGAUAGCGAAUCUGACGAGGACGACGAGGAUAAUGAUGAUGACGAUGACGAUGACGAUGAAAUCUAUGCCAUGAAUAAUAAUAAUGAACACCUAAAUCAACAAAAUGAUGAACAAAGUAGCAAUUCAAUGGGUGGUAAUCAAAAUUAA
Messenger RNA from Rotaria socialis, 360 nucleotides. Lineage: Eukaryota; Metazoa; Rotifera; Eurotatoria; Philodinida; Philodinidae. The record is from the annotation of a GenBank genome assembly.